AUUUAUUUUAUUUUAUAUAUUUAUUUUUUGCUUAGGAAAUUUUUUUUUAUUAAAUUUAAUUAAAAAUGAAUUACAAUACCCCGCUGAUGGAAAAGCUAAGAUGGAAGGUUAAAACGCUUGAGAAUAAAAUUCUUAGCUAUCGUUUGUCUACCAAUGAGCAUCCGCUCGCCGAGACAGAAUAUGGCAAAAUUAAGGGAAUCAAACGUAAUAGCAUUUAUGGUGAUUUAUACUACAGUUUCGAGGGUAUACCGUACGCUCAGCCGCCACUCGGAGAGUUACGAUUUAAAGCACCUCAACGCCCGACACCCUGGGACGGUAUUAAGGACUGCACUACACAUAAAGAUAAAUCGGUGCAGUACGAUUUUAUUACGGGUAAAAUAUGCGGUUCCGAGGAUUGUUUGUAUUUAAAUGUCUACACAAAUAAUUUAACGCCCGAAUCCCAAAGACCGGUCUUAGUUUUUAUACAUGGCGGCGGCUUUGUGUACGGCGAAGCCAAUCACGAUUGGUAUGGUCCAGCCUAUUUCAUGAGAAAAGAUGUUGUUUUGGUCACCAUACAAUAUCGUUUAGGUGUUUUAGGUUUUCUUAGUCUUAAUACGGAAUCAUUAAAUGUACCCGGUAAUGCUGGUUUGAAAGAUCAAGUUUUAGCCCUAAAAUGGAUAAAAAAUAAUUGUUCACGUUUCGGUGGUAAUCCCGAUUGUAUUACCAUUUUUGGACAAAGUGCUGGUGGUGCUUCAACCAAUUACCUUAUGAUGUCGGAACAGACUAGAGGCCUUUUCCAUCGAGCUAUUUUGCAAUCGGGCAAUGUAUUAUGUCCCUGGGCUUACACUCUAUGCCAGCAGAGAGCUUUCCUGUUGGCCCAAUUAUUAGGCUACAAAGGCGAUGUUAACGAUAAAGAUGUCUACGAAUUUUUGACAAAGGCCAAACCAUAUGAUUUAUUUAAAUAUCAAGAGAAAGUACUAACCGCCGAAGACGCCAAAAAUAAUGUAAUGUUCGCUUUUGGGCCUACUUUAGAACCAUACGUCACUAGUGAAUGUUUUAUGAACAAGCAACUAAGGGAAAUGUUAAAAACUGGUUGGGGUAAUUCAAUACCCACGAUGCUCGGCAAUACUUCAUACGAGGGUUUAUUCUUCAGAGCAAGAAUAAUGCAAAAUCCAAAAUUGCUUGAUAUACUGGAUACAUGCGUUACUUACGUACCAGAUGGAUUAGCCGAUACAGAACGUUCUAGUCCCGAGACUUUGGAAUUGGGUAAGAAAAUCAAAACAAUCCAUAAUGUCGAUGGAAAGCCCACAAGUGAUAAAUUAAUGGAGAUUGCGGGCUAUAGUCAUUUUCUAUUUCCCAUGCAUCGUUUAUUGCAUUUACGUUUUCAACAUUCAACCAGUGCGCCUGUAUAUUUAUAUCGCUUCGAUUUCGAUACGGAGGAAUUAAUCACUCCUUAUCGCAUUAUGCGUUGGGGUCGAGGUGUUAAAGGUGUCGCUCAUGCCGAUGAUUUAGCAUUUUUGUUUUCGAAUAUUUUAGCUCGCCGUAUGACCAAAGAUAGUCGCGAAUACAAGACCAUAGAACGUAUGAUUGAUAUAUGGACUCAAUUUGCCACAACUGGUAAUCCGUACAAUUCGGAUAUUCAGGGUCUGGAGGAUAUUGUAUGGGAACCUUUGAACAAGAAUGAUAAUACCUAUAAAUGUUUGAAUAUCGGUGAUGAAGUGAAAUUUAUCGAUCUCCCAGAAAUGGAAAAUCUGAAACAAUGGGAGAAUUUAUAUGAAAAUCAGAAAAAUUUAUUUUAAUUUAUAAAAAUUAAUAUUUUUUUUUUUUAUUUC
Glossina fuscipes is the source of this 1811-nucleotide messenger RNA. Its product is annotated as esterase B1. The transcript is spliced from 6 exons. Bases 66 to 1778 code for a protein of 570 amino acids. NCBI's taxonomy places the organism in Eukaryota, Metazoa, Arthropoda, Insecta, Diptera, Glossinidae. The record is from RefSeq and is a predicted model, not a curated record.